Messenger RNA from Leptosomus discolor (cuckoo roller), 2310 nucleotides. Lineage: Eukaryota; Metazoa; Chordata; Aves; Leptosomiformes; Leptosomidae. The record is from RefSeq and is a predicted model, not a curated record.
AUGGAGUCUCGCUGCUGGUUUUGGCUGUGGGCAUUAUUUGCCCUCCUGGCUGCCCCGCGGCUCCUGAAUGCCCAGCAAACCUGCUCCCACGGAGCCUGCUACCCCCCCGCCGGAGACCUCCUGCUGGGGCGAGCCCAUCUCCUGAGAGCCUCCUCCACCUGCGGCCUCACCAAGCCCGAGACGUACUGCACGCCCCAUGGAGAGUGGAGCAUGAGAUGCUGCCGGUGCGACUCGCGGCUGCCGCACGCCUACAACGACCACCGCGUGGAGAACGUCCUGUCCUCCGCUGGGCACUCGCGCUGGUGGCAGUCCCAGAACGGCAUCGAGCGCGUCUCUCUGCAGCUGGACCUGGACCAGACGUUCCAGCUCAGCAGCAUCUUGCUUCACUUCAGGUCGCCGCUGCCCGCUGCGAUGCUGAUUGAGCGCUCCACCGACUUCGGCAAGACCUGGGAGGUGUACCAGUACCUGGCCUCCGACUGCGCCGCCGCCUUCCCCCACGUCCCCCGGGGCUCUCCCGAGAGCUGGCAGGACGCUCGGUGCCAGGCGCUGCAGGGGCACCCUUUGCACGGGGGCAAGGUGAAAUUCAGUGUCCAAGACCUGGCAUCUACCAUCAUGACCUCUUACAGCCAGAGCAUCGAUAAGCUGGGGCAGUUCACCAACCUGCGGAUCAACUUCACCGGGCUCCCCCACAUUGCGCGCCAGGGCUACCACUCGCCCAGCACCUUCUACGCCGUGACGGAGAUGCGGGUUCUGGGGAGCUGUUUCUGCCACGGCCAUGCCGACCGCUGUGCCCCUUCGGGAGACCCGCACGCCGCGGUCCACGGGCACUGCGUGUGUCAGCACAACACCGCCGGCCCCAACUGCGAUCGCUGCGCCGCCCUCUACAACGACCGGCCGUGGGCGCCCGCGGAGGACGACAAUCCCCACGAGUGCCAGAAAUGCAACUGCAACGGUCACUCAGCCUCAUGCCACUUCGACCCGGAGCUGUACCGCGCCAGCGGAGGGGUGAGCGGGGGUGUCUGUGACAACUGCCAGCACAACACCGAAGGCAACAGCUGCGAGCGCUGCAAAACGAACUAUUUUCGCAACCAGCGGCAAGAUCUCGCCCAUCCCGAAGUCUGUCUGCCCUGCGAGUGCGACCCAGACGGCACCGUGCCGGGCUCCAUCUGCGACCCGCUGACGGGGCGCUGCGUCUGCAAGGAGAACGUGCAGGGGGACCGCUGCCACCUCUGCAAGCCGGGGUUUGCCCAGCUGGCCAACGCCAACCCCACGGGCUGCCGCAGAUGCGCCUGCAAUGUGCUGGGAACGCGGCAGGACAUGCCCUGUGACGACGAGACGGGGCAGUGCUUCUGCUUGCCCAACGUGGUGGGGAACGACUGUGACCAGUGUGCGGCCGAGCACUGGGAGAUGGGCAGCGGCCAGGGCUGCCGGCCCUGCAAGUGCCCAGAGCUGGGUCUCCCCGAGGUAUUUCUCUUUCCCCAGUUCACAGGACAGUGUCCGUGCAGAGAAGGCUUCACGGGACGGACGUGCUCUGCUGCCAUGCAGGAGCAGGUUUGCCCAGACAGACACUACGGAGACGACGGGGUAGGGUGCACAGAGUGCGACUGCGACUUCCAGGGCACGGAGGACGUGGGGUGCGACAAGACCACGGGCCAGUGCCUCUGCCGCCCGGGUGUCACGGGCCCCCGCUGCGACCAGUGCCAGCGGGGCCACUGCAGCACCUACCCCGGCUGCGAGCUGUGCCACCCUUGCUUCCGCGCCUACGACGGGGACAUCCAGCGCCUGCGCCUCCUCGGCCGCUCUUCUGCGACGGAGCAGAGCCUGGCCCGGGUGGGCAGCGCGCUCGCUGCGAUCAGAGAGCAGGUCCAAGGCAUAAAUCCUGACCUUCGUUUUCUGGAUGAGACUGCCUCUCUGUCAAGGGAGCUCGAAGCCCUCAACAGCAGCUUGCUUAUCGCUAGCGCCCAGUAUCAGAGCAAGAAGACCCAGUUUGACACCAGCCGCAGCACAGAUCUGUCAGGAGCCUUCAAGACAAUCAGAUCUGCUUACCAGACGUCCACCAAUGCCAGCAGACUCGUCGCCGGUGUGGCCGGGCUGCUGGCCGAGUCCCGGGAGAGCCGCAGGAGUGCUGCGGGGCUGGAGGGGGGGCUUACGGAGUCCACCUCCAAGCUGCUGACCCUGAAGGGCGAGAUAGCCUCAUCUCCCAACCUGACGCCUGCCAUAAAUAAGAUCUGCGGUGGCUUCCGAGCGGAGACGUGCACGCCCGCCCGGUGCGAGGGGCUGCUCUGCCCGCGGGACAACGGCAGUGCCUGC